AUGCUUCUAGGCUUACAUGGGAAGGAUUUGGACAAGCAGUUCGCAGAAAUCUUCUUGAGAAAAGAAUUGGAUUCGAUGCUGAAGGAAGGCUCGAUGUGUGAUAUCGCUGUUCAUCCAGAAGGAUUCCUGCUUCGUAAUAAGGAUGUCACGAUCGAAAUUGGAUAUCAAAACGCGGAAGUAACCUCUUGUAAGAUCAGCUAUUGGGACGAACCUCUCUUCGACGUUGAUGAAGCAUUAACAAUGCUAAAAAACGGAGAAUUUGCGCAACUACGAAACAGUGUUUUCGGAAUUUUAAGUCUUCUGCCGAUCAAUGUUACACAAAAUGAUCGAAAUAUUUGCAAGGAUGCCCUUCAUGUAAUGGAGCAAGUCCUCGUUCGAGAGGCGUGUGAUUCUACCUUUACUGCAAUUAAUACAGCAAAAUAUGGCUUUUUUUGUCCUCGGACCCCUCUUCGACCUGGAAGACUGUAUUAUGUGGCCGAGCCGAUGUACUUCCGCAGUCCUGGUCGCGCUGAGAGAACUCAUGCAAAUGACAAAGAUUUGGAUAUCCUGCCGUAUAUUGAAAUAUCGUUUAUUCACAACGAUACCCCUUGUCCAAUGCCAAUAUCGGAGAAAAAUGGUGAAUGGCAGGAAUUUGUUGAAGCACGAGCUUGCGUGCGCUUGAAAUUCUCUGGCACAAUUCUUAUUUCUCACACCGUUCUUAGGCGUUUAGAAAAAUUGAUAGCAAAAUCUCCUCUUGUGCGACAUUACACCAAUACGUAUCGUUAUAUGAGUGGAAAAGAUAAAUCGAGCGAGGGAUUGACAAUGAUGACAAAAUUUCCCAAAGAAAUUGUUCAACAUGUCUAUGAAAUUGAACCGGAAAGUCUUACCACUGAAAAUGAUCCAGUAAUCGUUGAAAUGUAUAUAAAGGAUUUGAAAGACCUGGAAAAGGUUAUUACUCUUUUGCGAUCCGAAUGGAUGCAUAACAGCUUUUACGAGUCGAUGUUGGCGGCUUGUGUGGGCAACGAAAAAGUUUCUUCAACUGAGGAACCGUUUUACAUGAGAACAUUUUUAUCUCGAAAAUGCUUUGAAUUUACUUUCCAAUCAGUUAUUGGAGUAGUUACUGUCGAAAUUGGCGAAGUUUCGGAUGGAAAAUGGAAAGUGGAAACUAGAAAUCCCAUGAAUGGCGCGCUUCUUGCUGGCGAACUUGACGAAAGAAUGACGGACACAAUAAUGAAGCAGGAUGACGCCAGUAUGCGUGGUGGAGUUCUUUUAUUUUUGGCUGAAGUUGAUGAGAAUGUGAAAAAUGCUGUUGCGAAUGCUGCAGCGGAACGUGCUAAGCGAAUCGAGAAGAAAAAUGUAUAUAGCGAUUUAGAGAAGAUGCGCAAAAUGACGGAACUUGAGGAGAGCAGCAGGACACAAAUGCAUCACCAUCAAUUGAUGAAUCCGUUAAUGCGACAAAAUCAUAUGAGCACAUUGGAAACAGCAAGAAUGCAAAUGAAACAGUCGAUGAGUGCUGCGACCGCUGUGGCGUUGGCCAGUCAAACCCCUACAACGCCAUCCAUGUUUGCUUCACCAAUGGGACACCCUAUGAACACCGCAAGAGAUAACUUUUUCGAUUUUUCUGAUGUGGGCUCGCCAGCUGGUUCAAUGUCUCCGUCUCCAUUUUCACAGACAUCUCGUGGUGGCAAAACGCCGCAACCUCGAAAACCGCGCGCUAGAAAAACUGGAGAGACUGUCGGAAUGUCGCCGAAUGAAGCAAAUCCAGCUCCUGGACGCGGACGAGGAAGGAAGCCUAGAGGCGCUGCUACUGCGGGAAGUCGCAAAGCUUCGGAUUUUAUGAUAGAACCGAGUCGUCCGAACUUCCAAAGGUCUUUCAGCGAAUUAGCUGCUUCUCCUGGAAGCACUACACCAAGAACAUUUGAAUCUCCAUUGGCGCAAGUUAUAAAUAAUUAUAAUGAUGAAGAUUCUGACGAUGAAUGCGAUCCACCACCCCCGCCAAAACUCAUGCCUCCUCUUAAGAUGUCAAUGCCACCGCAAGCAUCGCCAAAGUCACUUCAGAGCCCAAAUAACCAUCAAACAAUUACGCCAUCGCCACUGUCCGUACCACAACGUCAAAAUUCAUGGAAUACUCCACCUGAUAUCAAACCAGAUGUAAGCCUUCUAAAUAAAAUGCUGCGUGAUUCGCCUGCCACUGUGGAUAACAAAAGGAAGAGCAUUGAUCUUGAAGCGACGAUAUCGAAAAUUAAGAAUCAGCAGCAACAGCAGCAGCACACUUAUCUUCAUCAUCAUCAACAACACAAUCAGCCACCACAACAACAUCAUCCAGGACAUAAUAGUCAAAACAAUACCUCCCCUGUAACCGUGCGUAAAAGCAGUCUACUUAAUGACAUUUUUGAUGACGGAUUGUCUCCUACUGAUCGAAAGCCGUCAAUCAGUACACUUCAAGCUGCGAUUUCUCGUCAAAGUUCUUCAAAUAGUGUAGAUGUGAAGGCGAAUGAUUUAGAAGAUAUUAAACCACCAAAAAUGCCACGAGGAGCUCGAAAUUCGCCAAACGUUGAUACGAAAUCGAAAACGGAGAAGGAAAGAAAGAAAAAGGAGUCCAAAGAAAAACAGCCGAAACCUGAGAAAGAACCGAAGAAGCGGAAAAUUGAGGCAUUGAAAAAGGAAAAAGAGCCGAAGGAGAAAAAGACAAAAGCCUCAGAUAUUCCAAUUAAUAUUCUACCAACAUUAAGCCUAAAGAACUUUAAAAUUCCAAAGAAAGAAGCAAACGAUGAUCAACAGGAAUCUUUACCGCCAGCUUCUAGUGUCAGUAGACGUGAUCCUCCGAUGUAUCCUGGUGGUGGUCCAGCCUUCAACAACAAGGAUUCUGAUUAUCAUAGCUUUGGUGCGUUUCCGAAACCACUCAAGAAAAAAACAAGUUCAGUUUCACUCAGCUCUUCUACUCCAAGUUAUUCUACCUCAACCUCAUCAUCUUCAUCAUCACGUAGUCGUAAAACUCAGCCAAUACCCCCACCUUUGCCUCGGAGUGCAUCUUCUGCGUAUCCCAGCGGGCGUUCCGGAUACUCUGCUUCUUAUUAUAACCAACAAAAAACUGUGGCUUCGUAUGCGCAAGGAGUACCGCCAGGAAUGGGACCGCCAGCAGCUGGGCCGCAUUCGCAUAGUUACUCAAGUGGUCAAUGGGUGAGACCGCCAGCACACAGAGAUAGCCAUCAUCAUAGUUCAAGUAGCAGGGAUCGUGCUGAAUUGAAAAAUGACGAUAACGGACCUGAUAGUCCUGAAGAGACGCUUCGUAUUGCCGAUGAGUAA
Caenorhabditis bovis is the source of this 3285-nucleotide messenger RNA. The record is from the annotation of a GenBank genome assembly. Lineage: Eukaryota; Metazoa; Nematoda; Chromadorea; Rhabditida; Rhabditidae.